Opisthorchis viverrini is the source of this 804-nucleotide messenger RNA. RefSeq lists its product as hypothetical. NCBI's taxonomy places the organism in Eukaryota, Metazoa, Platyhelminthes, Trematoda, Opisthorchiida, Opisthorchiidae. Bases 1 to 804 code for a protein of 267 amino acids. The record is from RefSeq and is a predicted model, not a curated record. The transcript is spliced from 3 exons.
AUGCUUCGUAAAACUCGAUCAGAACUGUUUGACCAGGCCGAUAGUAAAAUCAACAGCGAAGAACGUAACAUCGCUUGGUUUCAAUAUAAAACGAACCGGACCGACGAACACUGGGAGUCGUACCGAAAGUUGCGGAAUAAAGUCACGUCACUAAUCAAGGAAGACAAACUACAACAGCAAUUCAAAUUGAUGACUAGGAUGGAGAAAAACCCCAAACUAUUGUAUCAAUUCGUGAAUGCGCAGGCUAAAGUUAAACCAGGUAUAUCUGCCAUAAAGACAGAAUCGGGAAUGACUGCAAAUGCGUUUGAAACAGCUAAUGCCCUUGCCACAUUUUAUGCUUCCGUGUUUUCUCCUGAAGAUACCCGCACUCCUAUACAAACUGUGGAGGUACUAACGGACGAAACUUUAUCGGACGUGCAUAUUGAUCGGGCUAACAUUGUCAAACACCUUCGCGGCUUACAGGUACACACUUCACCUGGUGGGGAUGGCGUUACACCACUGCUUCUGCGCCACUGCGCUGAACCACUUAGCUAUCCUCUGGCUAAACUGUUCGCUAGUUCUCUGGAAGAAGAGUUGGUACCAGAGGAUUGGAAAUGCGGGAUAAUAGCCCCCAUAUUCAAAGGAGCGUCUGACUGGGAAGUUCUGACAGGUGGACCAGUCGACCGACGCAUGUUACUGGGUCGUCGUUUGGGCCGACGGGCUUUCUAUUCAUAUCGCUCAAGCUCGAAGGAAGUUCUGACAGGUGGACCAGUCGACCGGCGCAUGUUACUGGGUCGUCGACGGGCUUUCUAUUCAUAUCGCUGA